This is a messenger RNA of Ceratotherium simum simum (southern white rhinoceros), 2676 nucleotides long. RefSeq lists its product as uncharacterized. Gene Ontology annotation, molecular function: RNA polymerase II cis-regulatory region sequence-specific DNA binding; DNA-binding transcription factor activity, RNA polymerase II-specific. The record is from RefSeq and is a predicted model, not a curated record. Gene Ontology annotation, biological process: regulation of transcription by RNA polymerase II. NCBI's taxonomy places the organism in Eukaryota, Metazoa, Chordata, Mammalia, Perissodactyla, Rhinocerotidae.
AUGCAUCCUACUCUACACAUAUAUAUGAUGUUUUAGGACUCAGUCACCAUUGAGGAUGUGGCUGUGAACUUCACCGCAGAGGAGUGGGCUUUACUGGAUCCUUCACAGAAGAAACUCUACAGAGAUGUGAUGUGGGAAACCUUCAGGAACCUGGCCUCAAUAGGAAAAACAUGGGAAGAUCAUGAUAUUGAAGAUCAGUACAAAAUCCAAGGGAGAAAACAGAGAAGUCAUAUGGUAGGGAGACUCGGUGAAAGUGAAGAGGGUAGUCAGUGUGGAGAAAACUUCAGCGUUAUUCCAAAUCUCAAUCUGAACAAGAAAACUACUGGAGCUAAACCAUGUGAAUGCAGUGCAUGUGGAAAAGUCUUCAUGCAUCAUUCGUCCCUUAAUAGGCAUGUUAGAUGUCACACUGAACACAAACCAUAUGCAUUUCAAAAAUAUGGAGAGAAGCCACAUACAUGUAAGGAAUGUGGGAAAGCCUUCACUUUUCCCAGUUCUCUUCGAAUUCAUGAAAGAACUCACACUGGAGAGAAACCUUAUGAAUGUAAAAACUGCAGUAAAGCAUUCAUUUCUCUCAGUUCACUUCAAAAACAUGAACGAAUUCAUACUGGAAAGAAACCCUUUGAAUGUAAAAUAUGUGGUAAAGCAUUCAGUUUUCCCAGUAAUGUUCAAGUACAUGAAAGAACUCAUACUGGAGAGAAACCGUAUAACUGUAAGACAUGUGGGAAAGCCUUCAGUUUAUCUUGUAGUGUUCAAGUACAUGAAAGAAUUCAUACCGGAGAGAAACCCUAUGAGUGUAAGGAAUGUGGGAAAGCCUUUAUAACUUCCUCAAGCCUUCAAGCACACAUGAUUUCUCACACUGGAGAUGGGCCUUAUAAAUGUAAGGAAUGCAAUAAAGCAUUCAUUUCUCCCAGUGCAUUUCGAACACAUGAAAGAAUUCAUACUGGAGAGAAACCCUUUGAAUGUAAAAUAUGUAGUAAAGCCUUCAGGUUUUCCUAUUCUCUUCGAAAACAUCAAAGAACUCACACGGGAGAGAAGCCCUAUGAAUGUAAAAAAUGCAGUAAAGCAUUCACUUCUUCCUGUUCUCUUCAAAAACAUGAAAGAACUCAUACCGGAGAAAAACCUUAUGAAUGUAAAAAAUGCAGUAAAGCAUUCAGUUCUUGCAGUUCUCUUCGAUUACAUGAAAGAAAUCACACUGGAGAGAAACCCUAUGAAUGCAAAAAAUGUAGUAAAGCAUUCACUUCUGCCAGUUGUCUUCGAAAACAUGAAAGAACUCAUACUGAGGAGAAACCCAAACAGUGUAAACAAUGUGGAAAAGCCUUUAGGUAUCAUCAUGCUUUUCAAAGGCAUGAAAAGACUCACAUAGAAGAGAAAACCUAUGAACGUAAGCAGUGUGGUAAAACUUUCAUUUCUCAUCAAGGUCUCCGAAUACAUGAAGGAGGAAAUCACAAUGGAGAAAAGCCCUAUGCUUGUAAGGAAUGUGGGAAAGCCUUCCGUUAUCGUGCAUCCUUUCACAUACAUGAAAGAAUUCACACUGGAGAAAAACUCUAUGAAUGCAAGGAAUGUGGGAAAACCUUUAUGUGGUUCAAAAGCUUUCGAAGACACAUGGUAAUGCACAAGGGAGAUGUUCCUUAUAUGUGUGAGGAAUGUGGAAAAGCCUUUAGUUGUUCCACUUCAUUGCGAAGACAUGAAAUAAUUCACACUGGGGAGAAACCCUAUCAAUGUAAACAAUGUGGAAGAAGCUUUAGGUAUCAUCAGACUUUUCGAAGACAUGAAAGUACUCACACAGGACAGAAACCCUAUGAAUGUAAGCAAUGUGGUAAAGGUUUUGUUUCUCACCAAGGUUUCCAAACACAUGAAAGAAAUCACACUGGAGAGAAACCCUACAAAUGUAAACAGUGUAGUAAAGCAUUCAGUUGUCCCUAUUCUCUUCAAAAACACGAAAGAAUUCACAGUGAAAAGAAACCCUAUGAAUGUCUGGAAUGUGGCGAAGCCUUUAGUUAUUCCACUUCAUUGCAAACACAUAAAAGAACUCACACUGGAGAGAAACCCUAUCAGUGUAAAACAUGCAAUAAAGCAUUCACUUCUUCCAGUUCUCUACGAACACAUGAAAGAACUCACACUGGAGAGAAACCCUAUGAAUGUAAAAAAUGCAGUAAAGCAUUCAGUUGCUCCAGUUCUCUACGAACACAUGAAAGAACCCAUACUGGAGAGAAAACCCAUGAAUGUCAGGAAUGUGGGAAAGGAUUCAUUACUCUCGGUUCAUUGCGAAUACAUCAAAGGAGUCACACUGGAGAAAAACCCUAUGAAUGUAAACAAUGUGGUAAAGCCUUCAGUUAUUACCUUUCCUUAAAAUUACAUGGAAGAAUUCAUACUGGAGAGAAACCCUAUGAGUGCAAGGAAUGUGGGAAAGUCUUCUCCUAUCACCAAACCUUAAAAAUACACUUGAGACUGCACACUGGAGAAAAGCCCUAUGAAUGCAAGGAAUGUGGGAAAGCCUUCUCUUAUCACCAAGCCUUAAAAAUACACCUGAGACUACACAAUGGACAGAAAUCCUAUCAAUGUAAACAAUGUGGUAAAGCCUACAAAUAUUAUGGUUUCUUACAAAUACAUGAAAAAAGGCAUACUGAAGAGAAACCCUAUGAAUAUCAGGAAUACGGGAAAGCCAUUAUUUCUUGA